UCUUCAAGAAGCCGAAGAAGAGGAGCGUGCCGUCAGAGAGGAGCUACGCUAACAGGCUAACACGAGGCCCGGGGAGGAUUUGUGAAUCUGGUCCCCUCAGCCCCCUUUCUGGUAACAAAACCCGUUCAACCCGAGCUCCUUCCGCGGUGUCGGUGCAGGCGCUGCCCCCGCCCCAUGCCCUCGGUGUGGAUGGUAGAUAGUUAGCCGGCGGAGCCGAAGAGCUAACCAGCCAGCAGUGCUGUUAAAAGAUGGAGGAUGAGGAGGUUUCCGAGAGCUGGGAAGAGGCAGCGGACAGCGGGGAAAUCGAGAGAAGGCUUGAAGCUAAGCUGAAAAUAAAUCAGGAAGCAAAGAAAUCGAGCUUGGGUUCAGGUUGUUCACUCGUGCGAACUGCUGUGGUAAUCCAGGACGACUCUCUGCCUGCAGCACCCCCACCACAAAUUAGAAUUUUAAAGCGCCCUUCAAAUAACGGUACUGCAGGAAACCCUGCAGCCUCAUCUCGACCCUCCCAGCAGAUGAAGUCUUUGGCCCAGAGGGAGGCAGAGUACGCAGAAGCCAGGAGAAGGAUUUUAGGAAGUGCUUCUUCAGAGGAAACACCUCAGGAAAAUCCCAGCCAUGACAGGCCAGCUCGUAUGAGUACACAGCAACCAUCAGAGCCAGUUGGUCCACACAAUCAUGUGAUCCGCCAGCCCACCGGCCCAGAUGGUACCUCAGGCUUUCGACUGUGCAGAUAAACUGGAUCUGCCUGCUGCAAGAAAAAAAAAAUGUUAUUUCCUUGGCCAUAAAUGGUGGCAGUUAAAGGGGUUGUGGGGUAUGAAGAGCAGAGUUGUGGGAUGAUAGAAAAUCUGACCGACAAAUAUGAAGACGUAGCAUGGAUUGUGACGAACUUCUCAGCCCCCUCUCUACUCUGCUUUCUGCUUUCGCCUUGUCUUUUCCCUCUGUGGAAGGUUGUAAGGGGCUGGCAGAGAUCAACCCAAGACCAGAAACCGCUUCUGUUCCACACUGUGAACAGGUUUUUGCCUCGCACCCUACUACACACUGUGAUGCUUUGGUGUACCAUGAGGUGCCCUAUGAUUUUAAAUCUGAUUGGCCGGCCGUGUGCCAGGGCAACAGGCAUCUGUCUCCUUAGGAGGAUAAAGACCGCUUGUCAGUCUGUAGGAAUCCCCAUGGAGACAUGCAAAUGAACGAGCUGGCCACUCCCCUGAUGGAUUGUGGAUCAGGGCUGGGGUUCCACUGGGAUGCUGGCUCCAGUUUGUUGGCUUCAGCCUAAAUAAAGUGCUGAGAGUUGACUGUGUGUGUUCGGCAACUGGAGUACAAGUCGAUAGAAGGUUGAGUAAAAGUGCUCUGUGCUCAAAAGUGUGUUUUAAUACUGCAUUAGCCCAGACCAGCAUUUUCCACAAUCCACAGGCCUGUUUGACACCAGUGGCUAUGAUAUAAGAAGUGCCCUGUGGGCUCUCAGCCUGUGGCCAAAGAUGAUAGAUCAGAAGGACGAAGUGUCACUAAAUCAAGCUUAUUCAAGCAAUAAUGAAAUAACUCCCUGGGUUUUUUGUUUUUUUUUGUUGUGUGUUUUGUUUUUAUUUGUCUAGUUACUCGUGCUGUGUUUUUGUUUUAAAUAGUUUAUAUUGUUUCUCUCUCUUCACAUGCAUGUGUCUGUGCUUCUAUUUAAUUUACGUUGACCAAUCAUGUACCAGAUUACAAAAAAAUGUAGCCUCCAUAAGCCAUUUCACUGGUUGUUACAUUAAAGUUCAUGAAACUGGGGAGGAAAAAAAGUCAAACCCAUCGCUGUAUUGAACGUCUAAAGAAAUCAUGCAUCAGUGUCCCUGUGUCAGUGUUGCUGCUGUCUCACUGAUUUAAGUUAGGAGGCUUCAGUGUGUUUUUGACCAAUUGUGUGCUAUUAAAAUAAUGGUGGUUAGAUAAAACCAUUACAUGUCUAAGAUGACAUCGAUUUCUGUCAGUUUCAGGCUAAUGUAUGAUGUUUUAAUUUGUCUCUGACAGAAUGAAUUCAGAUUCCACUGCAUAGUUUUACUAAAUGUUUCUGUUUUUUGCCCCUGUCCCACCAGGGUUUUAAGAACAUUGCCUGCUUGAUUGCAACCAAGUGAAAAUAAACUAUUUUUGCAAACUGAAUGAAAUUAGAUCAAAAUGCUGCCAAAACAUUAGCAGUCACAUUUAAAUAAGACGUCUACAAUCCAUGAACCUGCAUCAAGUGAUGAACAUUUAGACGCUUUGCCUUAAAUAAUAAUUAUCACUAGUUACAAUGGGUAGUACUGGUUGAUUUUACUCUUGUGCACAUAUUUUAACUCAUUUGUUAGUUGAAAUUCUUCAUUACCUAAGACGCAGUUUAUUAAAUUGCACUAUUAUUAUUAUUCUUUUUUUUUUUUUUAGACAUACCAAACCAAGCAGUACAGGUCGUGUCUGAGGAGGUUCUCAGUCACAGGUCAUCUUCAGUACACUUGCUUGAGUUGAGUUUGAAGAUGUUUCACCUCUCCUCAUUGUAAAUGUCCAGUGAGAAUAAAAUUAGAGGUUAUUUUCAUUUGGCAGAAACUGAAAAUAAAAAUACAGCAUUUUUUGUAAGUGUACAACAGAGGUCUUAAACAUGUGGUUCUGUAGAUUUAAAGAUUUAUACAUUCAUUUUUCAUCCUAAAGAUAUUUGUUUUUAUUGUGAACUAUAUAUAUAUAUUGUCCCGUUUAAAAAUGAACACUUUUAUUUUUGAAAUUCUGUGAAAUAUAGUCACAAAUUAUACGAUAUGCGAUAUCAUCAUGGAAUAUUCUGAUGUAAUUUGAACUGAACAGUUGUCUUUUUCCCAAAAAAGUUGGACUUCUUUUCACUUAAACAGCCCCUUCCUCCUGACCAGACGAGAGGUUCAGUGGCCCCCCAGGUCGUUUGCGUUUGAGGCCCCUGGUGUAAAACCACCUGAUUGUAUGGAUAGUUUUGUAUUAUCCUAGAAUGAGCCUUUUAUAUCUAUAUCACUACCAUUUUGGACCACGGUGUUUUUAAAAUAGUCAACAAUGGACAAACUAAUGAUGCUAACGAACGGUUACAUAGAUUUUCUAACAUACUUGGAAGGGAACGGCGAGGAGAGGGAUAUUCAGGUGCAACGUGGUACUUGGCCAAUAAAUGUAGCUCUUAAAUGGAACUUUCAAAUGUAUUUCAUUUUUAACAUCUAACUUGACACAGCGUAGAUCAAACUAAAACCUCUUCAUUUUUGCUCCACUUACCCAUUCUGAUAAGCAAACGUCAGAGUUGUUUGUUGUUCCCCAAAACUGUGUUGUAUUUUAAUAUACAGUAUUUUUUUGCUUUACGAUAAUUGUAAAGAGGAGGACAUGGAAGGUUUUUUUAGUAAAAAAUCAACAAUUCAUCAUUUAAGGUUGAUAGUUAACGCAAAUAGCAGUCAUCCUGUAACCUGUGUUUUACCCAUGAUGCUGUUUUCAUUCAGCCAACGGAUGUGUUUGAUGUCAUAAUUCAUUUCAAACUUGGAAAAAUGACAUGUGAAAACCCUUUAAUAAACAUUCUUCAAAUGACGAA
Messenger RNA from Solea solea (common sole), 3520 nucleotides. RefSeq names its product SUZ domain-containing protein 1-like. Lineage: Eukaryota; Metazoa; Chordata; Actinopteri; Pleuronectiformes; Soleidae. The record is from RefSeq and is a predicted model, not a curated record. The transcript is spliced from 4 exons. Bases 249 to 731 code for a protein of 160 amino acids.